Egretta garzetta (little egret) is the source of this 1438-nucleotide messenger RNA. RefSeq names its product actin related protein 6 (gene ACTR6). NCBI's taxonomy places the organism in Eukaryota, Metazoa, Chordata, Aves, Pelecaniformes, Ardeidae. Gene Ontology annotation, molecular function: nucleosome binding. Gene Ontology annotation, cellular component: Swr1 complex. The record is from RefSeq and is a predicted model, not a curated record. The transcript is spliced from 11 exons. Bases 1 to 1284 code for a protein of 427 amino acids.
AUGGUGGAGCUUAGGAAGCCUCCUCCCUUUCCAUUUUGUAACACCCCCGCGCAGGAAAGCCCCGCGUUGCUUUUCUCGUCCCCACGCGCGGCGGUUUCCAGUCACCGCAUUUCCCCCCAGCGCGCUGGGUCGGGUCCCCGAAACUUCCCAAUCUUUUCCAGCGUUAUUCCCAACUGUCAGUUCAGAUCAAAGACUGCACGCUUGAAAACCUUUACGGCAAAUCAACUGGAUGAAAUUAAAGAUCCCUCUGGUCUUUUCUAUAUUCUUCCUUUUCAGAAAGGUUACUUGGUGAACUGGGAUGUCCAGAGACAGGUUUGGGAUUAUCUUUUUGGAAAAGAAAUGUAUCAAGUGGAUUUUGUAGAUACCAAUAUAAUUAUUACCGAACCUUAUUUUAACUUCAGUUCAAUACAAGAAUCCAUGAAUGAAAUUCUAUUUGAAGAAUAUCAAUUUCAAGCAGUUCUUAGAGUAAAUGCUGGAGCUCUUAGUGCGCACAGGUAUUUCCGGGACAAUCCAUCUGAGCUAUGUUGUAUCAUUGUGGAUAGUGGAUACUCUUUUACACACAUUGUACCUUAUUGUAGAAGUAAAAAGAAGAAAGAGGCAAUCAUCAGGAUUAAUGUUGGAGGAAAACUCUUAACCAACCAUCUGAAGGAGAUAAUCUCUUACAGACAGCUCCAUGUUAUGGAUGAAACGCAUGUGAUUAAUCAAGUGAAAGAAGAUGUGUGUUAUGUUUCUCAAGACUUUUACAAGGACAUGGACAUUGCCAAAUUGAAAGGAGAGGAGAAUACUGUAAUGGUAGAUUAUGUUUUGCCAGACUUCAGCACAAUCAAAAAAGGAUUUUGUAAGCCAAGGGAAGAGAUGGUAUUAAGUGGAAAAUACAAGACUGGUGAACAAAUACUUCGUCUAGCAAAUGAAAGAUUUGCAGUUCCAGAAAUACUCUUCCAUCCUUCAGAUAUUGGUAUUCAAGAGAUGGGAAUUCCUGAAGCCAUUGUUUAUUCUAUUCAGAAUUUACCUGAAGAAAUGCAGCCGCAUUUCUUCAAGAACAUAGUGCUGACUGGCGGAAACACCCUUUUCCCGGGCUUCAGAGAUCGGGUUUAUUCUGAAGUUCGAUGUCUUACUCCCACUGAUUAUGAUGUUUCCGUUGUUCUUCCUGAAAACCCUAUUACUUACUCGUGGGAAGGUGGGAAGCUCAUUUCUGAAAAUGAUGAUUUUGAAGACAUGGUAGUAACUAGAGAAGAUUAUGAAGAACAUGGACAUAAUAUCUGCGAAGAGAAAUUUGAUAUAUAGGUAGCAUAGUUGGAUACAUUGUUAUUCCAUUGUUUCGCUCAGAAUGGAACUCUUGAACUACAACCUGUUUUCUGUCAGUGAGGAUUGUGUUUUAGCUUUCCUGUAUUUAAGUGGGUGGGGAAAAAAUAAUUUUCAGAAUUUAAAAAUAAAGUUU